UAUCUACCUACCUUACGGUAUGUAGACAGACAUCCAAGAGAAAGGCAAUCCAACGCACCUGGCCAUACGUUGCAAACACUCAACCUCGUGACCCAUCCAACUUUUGUACUGGGUCUCUUUUCUCAGAUCACAUGGUCAAUGUUUGGGUGGGUAGUUGGACAGUAGCUGAGACUCGUGUACACGUUACAGCCUUGAGACUUAAGUCCAGCCUCGAGGCUUUCACUCCCCCAUUCUGCUUCUUCGCGCUCGGCCCGGCCGGCUCUAUACUCGCUACCUAAGGUAGGGUAGGUAAAAGUCGCAAAAGUCACAAUGUCUCAGCCCGUACUGCCUAACCCGAACAACUUCCUCGCCGUCGCUCUUGUUAUCAACCGAUCUCGAGACGGUCCCAACUUCGUCUUUCAUUACCCUCCCCAGGUCCGUCCACCUCACAGCCAGCCAGGCCAGUCCCAAGAUGGCUCGCCACCGGAGCCCCGUGAUGCCGAUGACGCCCUCCUCGAGCGCCUCAACGAGCCCGUGUCUUCCCUCGACGACCCCGUCGAUCCCUCCUCAUCUUCCGGCCACCCUCCACCCCAUGGUUGGGAUGACCACCGCUUCACUGAAAACGGCGCCCAGAUCGUGCCCUGGGAACACGUUGCCGGCUUCCCCACCAGGGACCUUGCCAGCAUCUUAACGCCGGGGAGAUCAUAUCACAAAAAGCUCUUCCAGCUAUCCCUUGACCCGCUCUACUGCGUGUCCUGCCCGAUCCACGUUCCCGAGUCUGGAAUCUGGAAGAAAAAGAAAACGAAGAAGCCGGACCAGGCGAAGAGUGUCAGGACCGAAGAUGCCAUCACCACUCCUUCUGACAUCGACCUAGCCCGCCAAGGUGCCCAUGCUUCUUCUACUAACGGGGGUGAAACCUCCCAACCCGAGCAAAAGGACAAGGACAAGGACAAGGACAAGGACAGGGACAAGGACAGGGACAGGGACGGGGACAGGAGCGAUGAAGUGGACGAUAAGAGAGCCUCCAUGACCAUGUUCAACUUGGUCUUCAUUCUUCACCCGCGAAAAUACCAGGUCAAGGAGCUCGUCGCCACCCUAUAUCUCAACAUCAUAAGGAAAGUCAGCAAGGCCUACAAAUACAGCCAGCAGAGUAGCGACUUUGUGUGGAAAGAAUCGAAGCGUAUUAUAGCCCUAAAGGAAAAAGGACGAGAGGAAAGGUGGAAAAUGGGAACCUUGUGGACAGAGAUUCUCAGUUCUUCCUCUCUAGCUGCUUCCGUCCAGGACAUAUACGAAGCUGUCUCCCAAAACAGAAUCGCCGCGCUCCAACUUGACACAGCUGCUGGGCCCCUGACGCCGUCGGUUCAAAUCCCGGUCCCUUUCUACGUCGCGGACUUGCCCCCGGACGGCGAAGAGGGCCAGCGCGGCCUCUGGCUGACUAGCGCCAACUCCUUCAUUAGCGAGGAUUCUCUGGACGAACCUGGGUUUCUGGAUCGCAACUUUGCCCUGCUCCUCAUGGAAGACGAGAGGAAAAUCAUUGCCGAACUGCAAGCCGAUCCGGAUCCUACCACAGCUGCUAUGGUCGAGUUUGUUCGCCUCUCCAAGCCUACACAGUCUUUCUACCAAGUCGGCCAAAGUAACGUACUUUCCUUAAGCCAGGUUCGCAAGUAUGCACAACACUUCAUCUUUUGGCGUCGUGCCAUCGCCAUCCCGCCUCUUCACGCCCGCGACGUCUACAUCCUCUCUCCCAAUUGCGAUACCCGCCGCCUGCCCCGAGCCAGCGUUGAAUGGCAAAAGACCUUUCCGCUUGCUCCACCCCUAACCAACUUCUUGGCCGAGCUCUCCUACGCUCCCCGCCCGUACAAGCACUUCUGCCCAAGCAAAGCGCACCGCUCUACGUAUCUCCUCAUGCUGGCCUGGCUUAUGCGCGGGGGCUGGGUCACCCAGCUCUGCACUUUCGCCUACGUCGUCGUCUGGCCCGAGAUCCAGUACGAGGUCGAGUACCAGCUCGAGGCGGAAGAGCUCCGGCGUGCCGAGGAGGGCCCAGCUUCCGGGACCAGCAUCCCCAGCUCGAGCUUCGAAUCGUCCGAAGACCCCCAUCGUCCUUUCGGCGACGACGCACAUGUGCCGACCAUCAACGAACAGGCCGCCGAGCAAGCGCGGCUGGAGCGUAUCGCCGAGAAGACGCAGCGCGAGGCCGCAGAAAAAGCCUCUGCGCAUGCCCUCAAGGUUGUCCCGACGGCGACGGCUCAUCCGUCCGUGAACAAUGCGCCGCACCUAGCCCACAUGACGCCGCAUAUCAUUUUAGACGCUAAGAAAGCUACCGGCAAGGAGUCCCUGUACAUGUCUGCCAUCGCAAGGAGGCUGAACGACGAGAAGCUCGCCAAGGCGUGGCAUGGCUUCUGCAAGUAUUUCAACGGGAAGUCGGCACUCGAGAGGAUCGCCCUGCAGGAGGACAUGAAGCGCAAGGAAGCUUGGACCUUGCUAACCGCCAUGAGUGAGCAUCUAAUGGUGGUCCGUCAUUGGUGAAGGCGGUGCGUGCUGAGGAGGCAUGACCAUCCUAGACCAUCGGUGAAGAAGCCAGACAGCUUCUGCUCAGGGCAAUUGGCCUGCUUAUAGCGGUUACAAGCAUACUGGUCUAUAUGUAAGGAUGCGUUGCGCAGAAUCCACUCUGUAAUGUCCUCGCAUCAAAAUAUCACGCUGGCGCGCAAUGGCGGCCCCACCUCAGAACCGUCCCGGGG
Molecule: messenger RNA, 2717 nt
Organism: Sodiomyces alkalinus F11
Lineage: Eukaryota; Fungi; Ascomycota; Sordariomycetes; Glomerellales; Plectosphaerellaceae
Exons: 3
Coding region: 310-2505 (731 amino acids)
Biological process (GO): TORC1 signaling; negative regulation of TORC1 signaling; positive regulation of autophagy
Cellular component (GO): GATOR1 complex
Source: RefSeq, a predicted model, not a curated record